Messenger RNA from Oryza brachyantha (malo sina), 1312 nucleotides. Its product is annotated as WAT1-related protein At5g64700-like. Gene Ontology annotation, cellular component: plasma membrane. The record is from RefSeq and is a predicted model, not a curated record. The transcript has 7 exons. The coding region runs from base 1 to 1095 and encodes 364 amino acids. NCBI's taxonomy places the organism in Eukaryota, Viridiplantae, Streptophyta, Magnoliopsida, Poales, Poaceae. Gene Ontology annotation, molecular function: transmembrane transporter activity.
AUGGGCAGCACUGUACCUCACGGUGUUGCAUUUCUCAUAAGGUUUAUCUAUGGAGUGAUGCAGAUACUGACCAAGGUUGCUUUUACCCAAGGCACAAGUACGUCUGUUCUUGUUUUCUACAGGCAUAUAGUAGCUACAGCAGUCUUACUGCCUGUCACUUUGGUAGUGGAAAGGAAAACUGCCCCACCACUGUCAUUCAAAGUCUCUCUGAAGCUAUUUGUGCAUGCACUUUAUGGGAUGUCUGCUUCAAUGAACAUAUCGAGCAUUGGCCUCAAUUAUGCUUCAGCAACAUCUGCUUCUGCAGUACAAAAUCUUGUGCCAGUAUUAACUUUCUUCUUGGCUGUUCUUCUGGGGGUGGAGUCUUUAAAAUUAAAGAUGCACCAUGGAGUAGUAAAAGUUUCUGGCAUAGUGUUUUGUGCUGUUGGAGUUACUGUACUAGCAUUAUACCAAGGACCUGAUCUGAAGUCUUUCAUCAACCACCACCUUUUUCCUCACACAAAUAGUGCUGGUACUCAUUCCCUGAGGAACUGGAUACUGGGAAUUUUCUUGCAGUCUUUUGCAACUUUAAUGUGGGCUCUUUGGGCAGUACUUCAGGGCCCUUUGUUAGAGGAAUACCCGUCUAAGCUACUCAACACAACUCUCCAGAUAGUCUUUGCAACUGUUCAAUCUUUUUUUAUGGCUUUAGUGCUUGAGAGAGAUUUUUCAAGAUGGAAGCUGGGUUUCGAUGUAGGUCUUGUUGCCAUCAUCUAUUGUGGCAUUGUUGUUUCUGCGAUUUCAUAUUACCUGCAAGUUUGGGUAAUUGACAAGAGGGGCCCAGUAUUCUUGUGCAUGACAGUACCCCUAACUCUGGUCAUCACUAUCAUUCUUUCAUUACUCAUUGGAGAAGCAGUCACCCUGGGAAGCAUAAUAAGUGGAGCGCUGAUGGUUGCUGGCCUGUAUAUCGUUCUCUGGGGGAAGAGGAUAGAACAGGCAGCUAUCAGCAGUCAAGGAGGUCAUGGAGAAGAAACUGCGCGGUCGGAUUUGGAGGAACAAGAAACAGCAGCUGCAGCUCCAGAAUCUCAAGAAGGGAAAGACAAGAUCGACUCGACGAACUGAUCGAAACUGUGUGCAGCAUUCUCUUCUAGAAAAUAUAUAUAUAUAUAUAUAUAGAACUGAAACUGUUUACAACAAAUUUCUGAAGACAAGCAGUUCUACUGCAUGUAGAUGCCCUUUUCUUUUUUGAGCUUCAGAUGAGACUUUGUGUGGUGGAUUUUGCAAUGCUCUGCUUACAAGUUGUGAGUAUGGUGCGAAUUGUGGCCGACAACCAAGAUAU